AGAAAAAGUGUCAGACGACGCACGAUUAAUAAAUGUUAUGAAUAGAUACAAUAUUGAGUCGACAAUUCAGGCUUUGUCGGAAACUGGAAAUACCAAGGAGGACCAGACCAAAAAGACUUUCUUUAUUCUGAUCGGAGUCACAGUAGCAGAGGCUCUCAUAAUCUCCGUUAUCAUUUAUGUCUCUCUCGUUACAAAGAAUAAAUACAAGAGAAAGCUUAAAGCAUCGAAUAUUAAACCUCUAGAUCAUGUUCAGCUUGAACAAUUAGAAGAAAAGACAGCCGCAAUACCAGGAAGUAAUAUGUACGCAAAAACGUACAACCCUCUUCUAAAUGCCAAAAUUGACAGCAAGAAGAUUUCUGGAGAUAUUGACAGCGACAGUGGACAAAGCGACGAUGUGGACAUGGAUGAUAACGAGGUGGGUGAAGCAGUAGACAGAGACACUGUUUAUGACAGAAUGGAAGAGAAGGAAGCUACCAUGGACUUGUACAACGAUGAUACCAGACAUGCCGUGUCGAGUGAGGAUUUGCUGGGAGCCACCCUACAACUCCAUGCUCAAAAUAAGUCUGUGGAGAGCCUGGAUCGAUUAGAUGCAGAUUCCACAUUCGAGACGCUGGAUUCAAGGGAUGCCUUUGCAUACAUCAAUGAAACUUACGAAGACAUGGAAAGCACGGAAAUUUGAUUAUUUUUUAAUUUACGUUUGAUAUGUUUAUUGCAGUGUUCAUAUAUAUAUAUAUUAAAAUGACACUCUAAUUCAAAAUCAAUACAUUCACAUGUAUGGCAACAUAAAUUUUGAGUGAUAAACCUUUCACUUUUUACAAAAUAAUGCAUUUAUGGAAAAUAUCAAAAUCUGACAACAAGAUAGUA
Mya arenaria is the source of this 864-nucleotide messenger RNA. RefSeq lists its product as uncharacterized. The coding region runs from base 38 to 679 and encodes 213 amino acids. NCBI's taxonomy places the organism in Eukaryota, Metazoa, Mollusca, Bivalvia, Myida, Myidae. The transcript has 6 exons. The record is from RefSeq and is a predicted model, not a curated record.